Messenger RNA from Orycteropus afer afer, 939 nucleotides. Lineage: Eukaryota; Metazoa; Chordata; Mammalia; Tubulidentata; Orycteropodidae. The record is from RefSeq and is a predicted model, not a curated record.
AUGGCGAGAGACGGCCGGAAGCAGCAGCAGACCCGGCAGAGACUGGCAACAAGGCAGAGCAGUGGGUUUCCUGGCACGUGGAGUGAGAAAGCUAAGUGCCUGCAGGCAAGAGCCAUGGUGGCAGAGUGGGGUGCCUCUCUGGAACAUUCCAGUGCACCAGUAGAAAAAAAUAUCACUUUAGAAAAGCCUUCUAAUAUAGAGCUCACAUGCCAAUUCAUAACAUCUGGGGAUUUGAGUUCAGUAAAUGUGACUUGGAAGAAAGAUGACAAACUACUUGAGAAUAAUUCCCUCAUCAAUGCAACGGGAAACAUCCUAUAUACCCAAUACAAGUUUUCGGUCAUUAAUAGCAACCAAAUGGGAAGUUAUUCUUGUUUCUUUGGAGAGAAAAAGGAACACAGGGGCACAUUUAACUUCAAAGUUCCUGAAAUUCAUGGAAAAAACAAACCAAUGAUCACUUAUGUGGGGGAUUCUACUGUCUUGACAUGUAAAUGUCAAGAUUAUAUUCCUUUAUAUUGGACCUGGUACCAUAGUAAUGGGAGUGUAAAGGUCCCUGUUGACAUUCAAAUGAGUGAUAAAUUCUACGUGAUCAAUGGAACCCACAGUAAUGAAACAAAGCUCAAGAUAACGCAACUUGCAGAGGAAGACAAGGGAUCCUACUGGUGCUGUGCCGUCUUCCAGUUAGGCCACAGUGAAAUGCUCAUUGAACUUGUCGUCCUGAGCUAUUUGGUGCCCCUUAAACCAUUCCUUGCAAUAGUUGCUGAGGUUGUUCUGUUAGUGGCUAUUAUUCUGCUUUGUGAAAUAUAUACCCAGAAAAAAAACAAUAACCCAGAUGAUGGAAAAGAAUUUGAACAAGUUGAGCAGCUGAAAUCAGAAGAUAGUAGUAAUGGUAUAGAAAACAAUGCCCCCAGGCACAGAAAAAAUUCAGUUACUUCCAAAUGA